Trichoderma atroviride IMI 206040 is the source of this 703-nucleotide messenger RNA. NCBI's taxonomy places the organism in Eukaryota, Fungi, Ascomycota, Sordariomycetes, Hypocreales, Hypocreaceae. The record is from RefSeq and is a predicted model, not a curated record.
CUUCUAUUUGUGGGAACUUUUUUUUCCCAAACUUUUGUUCCGACAACAAGCCAUCAACCACCACCAGAACUCGAAGGCUUCAGUCUCCGCCCAACUUGCGGUUAAAGUGAUUGAUUUCUCGUGUUCCUCUUGAACCUCCUAAAAAACUUUCAAAAUGAAGCACCUCGCAGCUUACCUCCUGCUCACCCUCGGCGGCAACGCCUCCCCCUCUGCUGAGGAUGUCAAGGCUGUCCUCAGCUCCGUCGGCAUUGAGGCCGAGGAUGAGCGUCUUGAGAAGCUCAUCUCUGAGCUCUCUGGCAAGGACGUCAACGAGCUGAUCGCCGCUGGCUCUGAGAAGCUCGCUUCCGUUCCCUCUGGCGGUGCCGGUGGUGCUGCCCCUGCUGGCGGUGCUGCUGCCGGUGGCGCUGCCGCCGCUGAGGCUGUUGAGGAGAAGGAGGAGGAGAAGGAGGAGUCCGACGAGGAUAUGGGCUUCGGCCUUUUCGACUAAGCGCCCUAUUUCUAAACAGGAUCCGCAAAGUUACGACCCUCUACGAAUUUCGGAAAAGUCACGAGCAUGUUGUGCGGUUAGCCUUUCAUGGCUCUGGUGGCGUGGGAGGAUUAAUUGCUCAUGGAUGGCACGGCGGCUGUUAUAGGCUGAACUGAUAGGUCCAAUCAUGAAAUUGACGACUUGCCGUUUUCUCCGAAUAUCUGCUCCCCUACUCUG